Selaginella moellendorffii is the source of this 1962-nucleotide messenger RNA. RefSeq names its product pentatricopeptide repeat-containing protein At1g06140, mitochondrial. The transcript has a single exon. Gene Ontology annotation, biological process: RNA modification. Bases 1 to 1962 code for a protein of 653 amino acids. The record is from RefSeq and is a predicted model, not a curated record. Lineage: Eukaryota; Viridiplantae; Streptophyta; Lycopodiopsida; Selaginellales; Selaginellaceae. Gene Ontology annotation, molecular function: protein binding; RNA binding.
AUGGCGCGCAUCUCUGGCGUCUUGGACGAGAUGGAGCGCGCCAAGAGCCAGGCGGCGCCGUCAACGUACGCGGCGGUGCUGCGGCGCUGCGCCGACGAUCGCGCGCUCGAGCAGGGGCAGCGCAUCCACGAUCACAUCCGCAAGUUUCACGGAUUGAGCCAGGACCGGUUCCUGGCCAAUUGCCUGGCCGAUAUGUAUGGCAAAUGCGGCCGCCCCGACGAGUCCAGGAAGAUCUUCGACGCCAUCGCGGACAAGAACGUCUUCUCCUGGACGAUCCUCAUCGCCGCCUUCUCCGAGAGCGCGGAUCGCCGCUGGGAGGCCCUCCAUCUCCUGCGCUUCAUGGACCAGUCCGGCGUAGCGCCCAACGCCGCUACGUUCGUGAGCGUCCUCGUCGCGUGCUCGGAGCUGCGAUGCCUCGACGCGGUAAUUGCGCUUCACGCGAGAAUCGCGUCGCUGGGGCUGGAUCUGGAGAUCGUCGUUGGAACUGCGCUAGUGAAUGCGUAUGGGAAGUGUGGUAGCGUCGAUCGAGCUAGAAACGCCUUCGCAAAGAUGCCGAGAAAGAACAGCAUUUGCUGGACCGCGGUCAUCACUGCAAAUGCCCAGAACGGGCGUUUUGGUCCUGCGAUGGAGCUGUACGAGAGAAUGGUGCUCGAGGGUCUCAAGCCCGACCGCGUCACCUUUGUGAGCGCGCUGGACGCGUGCGCGAGCUCGCCGCGAUCGCCACCACCGCGGUACCGCGCGGUGGCGGCGCAGAGGAUCGCCAGCCUCGCCGCCGCCGUCGCCGCCAGCGGCCAUGGAUCCAGCCCCAUCGUCGCCGCCGCGCUGCUCAACAUGUAUGGCAAGCUGGGCGAGCUCGAUCGCGCGCGCGAGAUCUUCCACUCACUGCCCGAGAGGAAUGCCGUGAUGUGGAACGUGAUGAUCGCGGUGAGCAGCCAGGCGGGAGCGAUCCACGAAGCGCUUGGCUUCUUCUGGGCGAUGAAUCUGGACGGCGCCGCCAGGCCCGACGGCUCUACCUUCACGAGCAUCAUUAGUGCCUGUGCCGCUGGCGGUGUGCCGCCGGAUCUAGCCGUGCGAAUCCAUGGCGCGCUGCUAUCCUCCGGCGUCACGCUAGACGACCAGCUGCUUACCGCGCUACUCGGGCUUUACGCCAAGUGUAGCCGCACAGAUGACGCGCGGCGCGUCUUUUCCGAGAUCUGGGAGAAGGGCGUCGUGCCGUGGACGGCGCUCAUCUCGGCCCUAGCCGCUGACGGGCGAUCCAGCGACGCUGUGGCAGCGCUCCGCCGGAUGGAGCUCGAGGGCGUUCGUCCCAACGAGUAUACAUUCGUGGCGGCGAUCGAGGCCGCGUCCCAGCUCGGGAUCGCUCACGGGCGAUCGCUCCACGCGCGGGCCACGUCCGCGGGGCUCGACUCGGAUCCCUUCGUCGCCAACACGGUCAUGGCCAUGUACGCGUCGUGCGGCAGCAUUGCCGAGGCCCGCGCGGUAUUCGACGGCAUGGGCCACAGGAGGAACCUGGUGUCGUGGAACUGUAUGAUCGAGGCACUCGCGCGGCACGGACACAGUCUGGAAUCCCUGGAGCUGUACAGCGAGAUGGAGCUUGACGGCGUACCGCCUAGUGCUGCCACGUUCGUCAGCGUGCUGGCGGCAUGCAGCCACGUCGGGGAGGUAGAGCUCGGCUACCACUACUUCGUGGCGUUCCGGCGCGACUAUGGGAUCCAAGCCGAGGCGGAGCACAUUGGGUGCGUGGUGGAUCUCCUGGGCCGCGCGGGAUGGCUGGACAGCGCCGAGAGCUUCAUCCAGAGCCUCCCAGCGGCGGACCUGUCCAGCUCCUGGGCGGUACUGUUGGGCGCUUGCAAGACACACGGCGACGCGACGCGCGGCGCCCGCGUCGCGGGGUGGGCACUUGGGGUUGACGGCCAGGAUGCCGCCUCGUAUGUGACGGUCUCAAACCUUCUUCGCCGGUAG